AUGGCCUCGGCGCCCUGCCCGCCGUCCCCGCUGCUCAUUCGGGUGUCCGAGCCCGGCCCCCCGACGAACAUACGUCGGAAGCUGGAAAGCUACUUCCAGAGCCGGCCGUCGGGCGGCGGGGAGUGCACCGUCCGACACCUGGGCCCCGGCACCCCCCACACCUACCAGGUGGAGUUCUUGGAAAGGGCAGCUAAGGAGCGAGUGUUGAAAAAAGAAAAGCACCAAAUUACAGUUGACGACAAACUUGUGACUAUUUUCCUGGAACCCUCUGAAAAUCCAAUAGAGGAGAAUGGAAUGUCUCAAGUGCAAACACCAUCACAGGAAGGGGCUAGGUCUGGUGAGAAGCAUCCAAAUGAAGAACAUAUUCCUAAUGCUGUGGAUUCCCGUGUCCAAAAGAUCUUCCUCAGUGUCACAGCUGACCUGAACUGUAACCUGUUCUCUAAAGAGCAGAGGGAAUAUAUAACCACUCUCUGUCCCAAUGUCAAAAAAAUGGAGGGCUAUGAUGGAAUUGAGAAGGUGUGUGGUGACUUCAGAGAUAUUGAAAAAAUACAUGGCUUCUUCAGUGAGCAACUCCUAAAAAGUGAGCAGAAACGCGAAUCAUCCCGUUUGACAACAGAGAGGGAGCCACCCCAUCAGUUGGACCAGAACAGCUACGGUUCUCUCUCUGAACCAAAAACGAAGUCAGAAGGAAAAGGCAACAGUUGUGAAAUUCCCCUGCCUUUCUUCGAAUACUUCAAAUAUACCAAUCCUGAAAAAAUGGAGUCAAUAGAGAAAAGAUUUGGUGUAAAAAUAAAAAGCUGGGAGAGUUCUCUGAACACGAUCUCUUUAGAAUUCACCUCAAGUCAAUCACAUGACCUCAGAGUAGCAGCUCAAGACUGUUUUAUCAGUGAAUUUCAGAAAAUCAUGGGAACUGCAAGGCAGGAAAGUGUUGCAUUAUCAGACAGUAAGCAGGCAAAUAAAAUCAAACAGGAAUUGAGUCACCAGUUUGAAAAGCUUUUUAUAAAGGAGAAUGGAGCAGAAUUAACUCUCCUUGGGACAGAAAAUGACAUUUCAGGUGCCAAACAUUUUCUUGCCCUCCGAAUCUCUGAAAGUCUUGUCAAGGCACCUGUGAAAAUAUUGACUCCCAGGUGCAUGAUGAAUGGAAUUGAGGUUGACAUAGCUCACUAUAAGCUUUUAGAAGCUGAAUUACUCCAGGAGAUAUCAGAGAUAGAAAAAAAGUACAACACUCAAUAUAAGGUUUUGGGGAAAAGUCAGAAAACCUACAUUAUAUUUGAACCUAAGGACAAGGAGUUAGAUUUGUCUAUGCAUGCUUAUGCAAGUUUCAUCGAUGCCUAUCAACAUAUUUCUUGUCAGCUGAUUAGAGAAGUUCUUUCACUGAAACCUCUGGGCAAGGAGAGAAAGAACUUGUUUGGGACCAAGUUCACUGUUGACUUUAGAAAAAAGCAUCCAGGGGUACACUUGUUGCUAAAUAAAGAAUCAAUAACUUUUAUUGGGCUGCCAAAUCACCUUGUAAAGGCAAAGCAGUAUGUCUUAAACACAGGGGGAAUACCCCUGUUAGCUGGAGAGAAGUCAAAUGGGGAUCAUGAAACACCCAUGGACGUUGAUAGUAAUGAUUCAGAAACAGCUUUACCAACAUCCCAGCACUCUGCCAGUUCUAGGGCGUCAGGAGUAGACAAGGAAGAAGAUCCAUGUCCCAUCUGUAUGGAGCCCAUUAAGAACAAGAAAGUGCUAUCAAAGUGCAAGCACGAAUUCUGCACCCGUUGUAUCGACCAAGCCAUGGUGUAUAAGCCAGUCUGUCCUCUGUGCCAGGUUCCCUAUGGUGUCCAGAAAGGAAAUCAGCCAGAGGGAACCAUGAAGACCCGUUACCUAAAAACUUCACUUCCAGGUUAUGAAAGCUGUGGCUCCAUCGAGAUUAUUUAUGAGAUGAAGGGAGGCAUACAAACAAAAGAGCACCCAAACCCAGGAUUUCCAUAUUCUGGAACACUGCGAACUGCAUACUUGCCUGCUAACAAGGAAGGAAAAGAGGUUUUGGCACUGCUUUGUAAGGCCUUUGAGCAAAAGCUAAUUUUCACAGUGGGGACUUCUCGAGCUUCAGGAAUGUCAAAUGUCAUUACAUGGAAUGAUAUCCACCACAAAACGUCCCAGUAUGGCGGACCAGCAAAGUUUGGCUACCCUGAUGCUAAUUAUCUGACACGCGUCAAGCUGGAGCUGAAAGAUAAAGGAAUUGAGUAAGAAGACUGCUGGCAGGAUAUCUUGAGCCAAGCUUUCAAAAGACACGGUUGAAGAAGCAGAGUAAAUACCAAUCUAAAUCCUAAUGUAGAAACACCUUUUUAAAAUGCUCAUCUCAAGGGGAUUCAUGUAAGAGCAAGAAUCUGAUAGUCUGUCAUUUCUGGAGUCUUACUUUUUAUGAAAGAUAAAAGCCCCAAAGACCUGUGUGAUUUUUUGCUGCAGAGGUGUUGUGCCUCAUUCUUGUGUCAUUGUUGGGGAGAGAGGGGAAUGGAGUGCUGUGGGUCUGAAAUCAUCUUCUGUGCUCUUCAUUUGAAAUACCAGCUGCCAAUUGGUCCUCUUUUUAUUACCAUCUCUGGGGUGGUCCUUUAGUUUUUUUGUUUGCUGGUUGGUUGGUUUGCCCUUUAAGUACCCUAAAGGUAAAAUCCUAGUGUGAAUGGGGGAGGGGGGUAUGGGGGAACGCUUUGGCUAUGGUAAAUUAUUAAAAGACACAUGUUCCCCUCCCUCAAGGCCAGAAAAGUUGCCAGGAGCAAAGAUUGUGCAACCUUGGGUAAUAAAUAGCAUAAGGCUAUUAUUUGUCAUGACUCAGAGCCUGGUAUAUACAGUUGGUGCUUAAUAAGUUUUUGCUGCCUGACUCGGGGUUAAUACCCCAGCAGAGGGAUAUGUGCUCCCUAAAUCUUUAGCAGAGGCAGGAAUAAGGAAUCCAUUUCUGGAAUCCUCACCCUGAUUUGAAAAACUGAGUUUCUUAUCUGGUCAUCCACAUCCCAGCUUCUCUCCGAAAAGGAUGAACAGGAUGUCUUUUUCUUUCCCUACGGAUACACAUAUACACACACAUAUAUUUUUGGUUAGAGGGUAAUAGUCAGUAUUUAUUGUGGACUUAUUUUAUCCCCUUUAUAAGAUCUUUAUAUCUGUGUGAUUGAUACUAUUAGUACCCUCAUUUUAUAACUGAGAAAACUAAUGUACAGAAAGGGUACCUUGACAAAGGUCACAUAGUUAAUUAGUAGAAGUGCUGGGAUUUGAAGGAGAUAGUCUGUCCCCACAGCUUCUGCACCCCAGAGCUAUACUGCCUCCCACAGGGGGACUUCUCCUCCAUGGAGCUGGCUGGGGAGUGCCUAUUAUUCCGGGCCUCUCUCAGAAAUGCAUUUCUACACAGUGCUCACAGCAAAUUUCCCCUGAAGAAGUCCUAUUUGAAGAAUCCAGAAUCUCUUCCUUUGUCCAGAGAGUUGAGGAAGCUUAAACUAAAUGGUAGCCUUUUUUUUUUUUUUUUGGUUAAUCAGAUGAUACAUUUAAUUUUUGGUGAUUCAGUAAAGUCUUCACUGUUACGAGUAGUUGUUUUGUAUCUACUCACCUUUUAGCUAGCUUGCUUCAAAAAACCAAAAGUUUGGUUCCUGCUUAGGUCUAGAUGCUUGAUUGCAGUGUAGUGUGUGCACAGGCAGUUUAAUGGUGCGAGUGGUUGGUGAGCCUUUGGAUUGCUGCUUUUGCUCUGUGGGAGGUAUUAUCAUCUGUAUCUGCUUUAAAUAAAGUUACACAUUAGGAACAGA
Miniopterus natalensis is the source of this 3767-nucleotide messenger RNA. RefSeq names its product deltex E3 ubiquitin ligase 3L (gene DTX3L). NCBI's taxonomy places the organism in Eukaryota, Metazoa, Chordata, Mammalia, Chiroptera, Miniopteridae. The record is from RefSeq and is a predicted model, not a curated record. Gene Ontology annotation, biological process: protein ubiquitination; Notch signaling pathway.